This is a messenger RNA of Trichechus manatus latirostris (Florida manatee), 966 nucleotides long. It is a transcript of the gene LYVE1, whose product is annotated as lymphatic vessel endothelial hyaluronan receptor 1. The record is from RefSeq and is a predicted model, not a curated record. Gene Ontology annotation, molecular function: hyaluronic acid binding; transmembrane signaling receptor activity. Gene Ontology annotation, biological process: cell adhesion. Bases 1 to 966 code for a protein of 321 amino acids. Lineage: Eukaryota; Metazoa; Chordata; Mammalia; Sirenia; Trichechidae. Gene Ontology annotation, cellular component: plasma membrane. The transcript has 6 exons.
AUGGCCAAGUGCUUCAACCUGGCGUUGCUCCUUGCCUCCAUCUGGACCACGAGGCUCUUGGUCCAAGGCGCUCUCCGAGUAGACGACCUUUCCAUCUCUGGGCCAUGCAGAAUUGUGGGACUCACCCUUGUGGGCAAAAAGACAGCCGAGCAGCUGAAUUUCACAGAAGCCAAGGAGGCGUGUAGGCUACUGGGACUAACUCUGGCCAGCAAAGCCCAGGUUGAAACAGCAUGGAAGAAUGGCUUUGAGACCUGCAGCUAUGGAUGGGUUGAAGAUGGGUCCUCAGUGGUCAUCCCUCGGAUUCUCCCAAACCCCAAAUGUGGGAGGAAUGGUGUUGGUGUCCUGGCUUGGAAAGUUUCAGCUCUUCAGAGGUUCAAGGCCUAUUGCCACAACUCAUCUGAUACUUGGAUUAACUCAUGCCUUCCAGAAAUUACCACCACCAAAGAUCUCAUAUUCAACACUCAAACUUCAACAUAUACAACAGAAAUUGAUGUCAGUGACAGUACAUACUUAACAUCAUCCCCUUCCUCUGCUCCUGAUCUUACUACUGCUCCUGCACCGGCUUCCACUUCUGCUCCACGGAAACGAAAAUUAAUUUGCAUAACAGAAGUUUUUAUGGAAACUAGUACUGUAGCUACAGAAAGUGAUUCAUAUACUGAAAGUCAAGCAGCAUUCAAGAAUGAAGUUGCUGAGUUUGGAGGUGUUCCCACGGCUCUGCUAGUGCUUGCUCUCCUCUUCUUUGCUGCUGCAGCUGGGCUCGCAGUCUGCUACGUGAAAAGAUAUGUGAAGACCUUCCCUUUUACAAACAAGAGUCAGCAGAAGGAAAUGAUUGAAACCAAAACAGUGAAGGAGGAGAAAGCUGAUGAAAGCAACCCUACUGAGGAAUCAAAGAAAACGGAUAAAAAAGCAGAAGAGUCCAAGAAUCCACCUAAAACUACAGUGCGGUGCCUGGAAGCUGAAGUUUAG